Linum tenue is the source of this 2088-nucleotide messenger RNA. Lineage: Eukaryota; Viridiplantae; Streptophyta; Magnoliopsida; Malpighiales; Linaceae. The record is from the annotation of a GenBank genome assembly.
AUGGCUCUCUUCACCAUCGCCAUCCUCCUCACAAUUCUGCCGUCGCUCGUACACUCCGUCUCCUUCAAGUUCGCAAACUUCAGCCCCAACAUGAUCAACAUCAACUUCCAGGGCGACUCCUUCUCCUCCAGCGGCGUCCUCCAGCUCACCAAGAACGCCGUGGGGGAGAGCCUGAGAAGGAGCGCCGGCCGCGCCACGUUCCGUCAGGUCAUCCCUCUGUGGGAUUCCAAAACAGGGGAGCUGACGGACUUCACCACGCACUUCACAUUCACCAUGAAAGCAACCAACCUGACCAAACGCUACGGCGACGGAAUGACGUUCUUCCUCGCCCCGGAAGGCUCCGAGAUCCCGGCAAACUCCACCGACGGGUUCCUCGCCCUGUUCGGCCCCGACACCGCCCUCAACGCCACCAGGGACCACCAGAUCGUGGCGGUCGAGUUCGACAGCAAUCGGAACUCCUGGGAUCCGAGCGACGAUCACGUCGGGAUCAACGUCAAUUCGAUCCGCUCCGUCGAGUCCAAGGCAUGGAACAGCAGCAUCAAGGACGGCAGGAUGGCCAACGCCUGGGUGAAUUACAAUUCCACCACCAAGAACCUGAGCGUCUACCUCACCUACGCCGAAAACCCCGUCUACAACGGAACCUCCAGCCUUUCGUACGCCGUGGAUCUGCGCGAAGUCCUGCCCGAAUUCGUGACCGUCGGCUUCUCCGCUUCCACGGGGAUUUCAACUCAGAUCCACAACGUUUUCAGCUGGGAAUUCGAUUCCACCUUGGAGACCCCGACCCCGAAAACCUCCAAAUUACCGGGAGUAGCGAUCGGCUUGGGAGUAACGUUCGGCCUGUUGAUUGCUGGAUUCGUCCUGGUUCUGUUCCUCUACCGGAGAAUCAGAGCUUGCAGAGGAAACGACGAGGACGGAAUCGACGUGGCGAUGGACGACGAAUUCGAAAAGGGGACCGGACCGAAGCGAUUCAGCUACAGGGAACUGAGCCGGGCGACGGGCAAUUUCGCGGAUUCGGGGAAGCUCGGGGAAGGAGGGUUCGGCGGAGUGUACAAGGGCUUGCUCGGCGGCGGCCAAUCCGCCGCGGUGAAGAGGGUUUCGAGAGGAUCGAGGCAGGGGAAAAAAGAGUACAUCUCCGAGGUGCGGAUCAUCAGCAGGCUGAGGCACAGGAACCUUGUGCAGCUGAUCGGUUGGUGCCACGAGAAGAGCGAGCUGCUCCUCGUCUACGAGUUCCUCCCCAACGGCAGCCUCGACCAGCACCUGUUCGGCGAGAAAUUGAUGCUCAACUGGUCCGUCAGGUACAAGAUCGCGCUCGGGCUGGCGUCGGGGCUGCUGUACCUCCACGAGGAGUGGGAGCAGUGCGUCGUUCAUAGAGAUAUAAAGUCGAGCAAUGUGAUGCUGGAUUCGCAAUUCAACGCGAAAUUGGGCGAUUUCGGGCUGGCGAGGCUGGUGGACCACGAAUUGGGCUCGCAGACGACGGUGCUGGCCGGGACGAUGGGGUAUUUGGCGCCGGAGUGCGUGACGACGGGGAGGGCAAGCAAGGAAUCGGAUGUUUACAGCUUCGGAGUGGUGGCGCUGGAAAUUGCAUGCGGGAGGAGGCCUGUGGAUCCGAAGCAGGAGCUGAGGAAGGUGAGGCUGGUGGAGUGGGUUUGGGGUUUGUACGGGAGCGGGCGGAUUCUUGAGGCGGUGGACUGGAGGCUGGCGGCGGCGGCGGCUGGGGGCGGCGGGGAGGGGGAGUUCGAUCGGGAUCAGGCGGAGCAAUUGAUGAUUGUGGGGUUGUGGUGUUGUCAUCCUGACGAGGCGAAUCGGCCGUCGAUCAGGCAGGUGAUUGGGGUGCUCAAUUUUGAUGCUCCGCGGCCGAGCCUGCCGUCGAAGUUGCCGGUGCCGAUGUACUACGCGCCUCCGCUGGAUCUGUGUAGGUUCACGUAUAAUACGACGACGACGAAGGACGGGGAAGUAGGGAAGACGGAUGUUUCGUAUCCGAGUUACACGACGGGGUCGUCGACCGGGUCGGCAUGGUCCGGCGACGCGCUGCUGGUUUCGCGUAAGGACGAUGGGGUUCCGGCGGCGAAUCCAGGGAAGAUUGGCUAG